Molecule: messenger RNA, 1395 nt
Organism: Sarcophilus harrisii (Tasmanian devil)
Lineage: Eukaryota; Metazoa; Chordata; Mammalia; Dasyuromorphia; Dasyuridae
Gene: DIO1
Product: iodothyronine deiodinase 1
Exons: 4
Molecular function (GO): thyroxine 5'-deiodinase activity
Source: RefSeq, a predicted model, not a curated record
UCCAGGACUCACACUUUCCUAAGGAUAUCUCUGCCCUCACUUGGAACUACGGACAUGUGGCAUUUUACCCCACCCACUCCAAACAGGCACAUGGUUGGGCUUCGUGCCUUUCUGGCAAGCAACCCUGGACUUUACACCCCAUGGGAUGGCUUUGCCAGCUAGAUGUGAUCUCACCUGCUUUUGAGCUUUUCUUCCUGUCUCUUCUUAAUCUGUUUGCAGCCUCCUUGCAGCCAGCCAGUUGGAGCUCCAUCUCCAUCAUGGCUGGGCUGCUGCUCUGGGGCAGGCGGCUCUGGGUCUUGCUGCAGGUGGCCUGGCAUGUUGCAGUAGGGAAGGUGCAGAAGAUCUUGUUCCCAGAAAGGAUGAAGAGGAAUCUCCUGAGCCAGAGAAUUAACAUUAAUCAGAACCCUGCAUUUGAGUAUAAGGACUGGGGCCCGACAUUCUUCAGCAUCCAGUACUUCUUCUUUGUCCUGAAGGUCCGAUGGCAGCACCUGGAGGACCAGGCGCUACAGGGGGGACUGGCACCCAACUCUCCUGUGGUCACCCUCAGCGGGGAGAGCCGUCGCAUCUGGGACUUCAUGAAUGACAACAGGCCUUUGGUGCUGAAUUUUGGAAGCUGCACCUGACCCUCAUUUAUGUUCAAAUUUGGCCAGUUCCAGAAACUCAUUGAAGACUUCAGCUCAAUAGCAGAUUUCCUGAUCAUCUACAUUGAGGAGGCUCAUGCUGCAGACGGCUGGGCUUUUGCAAACAAUAUCGAGAUCAGACAGCAUCGCACCCUUCGUGAGCGCAUGGAAGCUUCCUGGCGGCUGAGGGACAAGAAGCCCAUGUGUCCCGUUGUUUUAGACACCAUGGACAACCUGACCAGCAGGAGCUAUGCCGCCCUCCCAGAACGCUUCUAUGUUCUUCUGGAAGGCAGGAUCCUCUUCAAGGGUGGCCCAGGCCCGUGGCAUUACGAUCCGGAAGAGGUCCGCAAGGUCCUGGAAAAGCUAAGCCGAUAAAGCUCAGGAAAGUCUGGCUGGCCGGUGGUGGAGGAGAUGAAGGCUUCUCGCUUCUUCAAGGCACCAGAUCACUCCCACUGGGGCUGGGAGCCGCUAGGCCUGUGGGCUCCAAAUGGUCUCAUCUGCCUCAGUUCCGCUUCUUGUUCAGUUACACCCAAGUUCAUUUCAGAAAAUCGGCUUUUCAGAUGUCUUUGAAAGUCUCCUAAUCAUCCCAUGCAGUGAUGCCGGCCAGCCAAGGCAGGAUCCAUUAGGCAGGUUCCUAUGUGUCUCAAUCCUGCUUCUCCAAAUAUUUAUUUGUGACAGUCACAGCCUAAAGCUCAGGCCAGCUGGGACUUGAUGUGGAAAAACGUUUGUGAGAGGCAGGGAAUACACAUGGAAGUGAUUAAAAAGUAGCUAAUGA